Molecule: messenger RNA, 2243 nt
Organism: Odocoileus virginianus texanus
Lineage: Eukaryota; Metazoa; Chordata; Mammalia; Artiodactyla; Cervidae
Gene: KCTD5
Product: potassium channel tetramerization domain containing 5
Biological process (GO): proteasome-mediated ubiquitin-dependent protein catabolic process; protein homooligomerization
Cellular component (GO): cytoplasm; Cul3-RING ubiquitin ligase complex
Molecular function (GO): cullin family protein binding
Source: RefSeq, a predicted model, not a curated record
CUGGCGGGGCUUGCUGGGAUCAUGGCGGAGAAUCACUGCGAGCUGCUGCCACCGGCCCCGGGCGGCCUCGGGGCGGGGCUGGGAGGCGGCCUGUGCCGGCGCUGCAGCGCGGGGCUCGGCGCCUUGGCCCAGCGUCCCGGCAGCGUGUCCAAGUGGGUCCGGCUCAACGUCGGCGGCACCUAUUUCCUCACCACUCGGCAGACGCUGUGCCGGGAUCCGAAAUCCUUCCUGUACCGUUUGUGCCAGGCCGACCCCGACCUGGACUCGGACAAGGACGAAACAGGUGCCUACUUAAUCGACAGAGACCCCACCUACUUCGGGCCCGUGCUGAACUACCUGAGACACGGGAAGCUGGUCAUAAACAAAGACCUGGCCGAGGAAGGGGUAUUGGAGGAAGCGGAAUUUUACAAUAUCACCUCACUAAUAAAACUUGUCAAGGACAAAAUUAGAGAGCGAGACAGCAAAACAUCACAGGUGCCGGUGAAGCACGUGUAUCGUGUCCUGCAGUGUCAGGAGGAGGAGCUCACACAGAUGGUCUCCACCAUGUCCGACGGCUGGAAGUUCGAGCAGCUGGUCAGCAUCGGCUCCUCCUACAACUACGGCAGCGAGGACCAGGCCGAGUUCCUGUGUGUCGUCUCCAAGGAGCUGCACAACUCGCCGCAUGGCCCCGCCAGCGAGCCCAGUGAGAAGGCCAAGAUUUUGCAAGAACGGGGCUCAAGGAUGUGAGGAACAGUGUUGAAGCUGAAGAGACGUUUUACCUUUUCCCAAGAUGCAAUGAUCCGCCAUGUCGAGGAAGCUUGGCCGUGGAAGAAACGUGCUUUUGACAAUUUCUCUAGAGAUUUGGGUGUGAAUGCUUUUUCUGCCUCUGAGGUGGGUGGUGAGAGACGGGCCCAGCUGUCCGAAGCCGGGCAUUGCUGCGUGCAGGCGGCUUCUGCUGCGUGGGCAUCUCUGCGGGGACCUCCGCUUGGUUUCCCAAGUGCCGCUCGGGCCCGAGGCAGGGCUCCUGACUGACCCUUACAUCACCGAAGAUCAUUUCAAGGACUGCGUUCUUGGUGCUACAUAAACAGUCUGUAACGGAGCCUGGACCUCGCUGGUAGGAGGUGGGCACAGGGCCCCGGGCUCUGGGUGCCCCCGGCCACCCUGGUCCUUGGGGCAGGGGGUCUGCUGUGCCUCGCAGACGUGGCGGCUUGGUGGUCUCUCCCGACCUCCGCGUGUUCACUACUUCCCGGGCCUGACCCGGCCCAGCCAACCCAGGCUUCUCCGUUUGUAGUUUCCAGACAAGAGACUGUGGCGUCCUUUCUUUCCCAGUAUGGACAGACUGCCAGUGCUUUCACUUCCUAGAGACACCUGAAAGUGCUGCUGCCUUUUGGGCAGAUCUGUUAGGUCAUUUAAAGGGAGGUACAAGUUUUGCCUCAUCUGACCCGCCCGGGGGCGUGGGGGCAGCUGGCGCCCGUCAGUGCCUUGGUCUCGCCUGGGCUGGAGGGCGGGGCGGGAGGCCUGUCCACGGGCUCCUGGAGCUGAGACUCCAGGCCACGCUGGAGAUCGGGUGUUUACAGCGCACACGGACGUCCUUCUGCCGGCUCGCGCUCUCUCGUGUAACUAUGCAGUUCUCUGACAUUUCUGGGGCGCUGGGGAGGAGCCUGCACAGCCUGCCCCCGCCUGACGCUGGAGCUGCUGGAUUGGAUUCCUUUGAGGACGGCUGUCCGCACGCUUUGAGAGCUGACCUUCCCCAGCGGGUCGGGGGUCCUGGCUGUCAGGAACCUGUGCCCCCAUCCCAUCCAGGCGCUGACCUGCCUGGCUCCAGAUGCUACCGGAGGCUUCUCGCCUGCCCCUCUUCUUCUUUGCCAAUAUUACCUGAUGAACCAAGUUCUCCAGCACUAGGACUUACCUCCUUUUGUAAGGUCUGUUGUGCGUGGUUCAGCGUUUGGCUUCACACCAACCUUUCCAUAGGGCACACUCGGCCCCGAGACCCGCCCUCCCCGCGGAGCCUCGGGGACACCGUGGGGCGCUGCUGAUUGCUUCGCGUUGUUUGAUUUGUGACCUUGACAUAAAUAGAUAGGCUUGUGGUUUGUUUGUUUUUUUUUUUAAUUUAAAGAUAUUAAGACUUAAUUCACUAAAAUUUAUUCUAAGGGGAUAUUUAUACUUUUGUACUUUUUUAGGUAUCCGUAUUUUAUCAGCUUACAGUUUAAUGCCUAAGUUUCCCCUGAAAAUAGCAAAUAAAAUUGUGUAUUUAUGACUGAGCA